UCCAUCUUCCAUUCAUUUCAUUUCUCUUCCUUCCGUUUCCCUCCAUCUCACGCGGUUCAUGGGCGCCCCGCUCCAUUUGGAAAGAUCCGAAAAAGGAGGUGAAAUCAAAAGUAAGUUUAAGAGAGAUGGCUGAAUUUGAUUUUGAUGACGGUAUGUACGAAUCCUCCGAUCUUCUGCCAGACGAGAAUGGCUUCCCGCCUUAACAACAAGAUGAAGAAGAAGAGAAAGCAGAGAGCUUUGCUGCUGAUUUUUAUCAAUGCGGAAGCGACUCGUCAUGUUUGUUGCAAACGAAAAGAAACUUGAAACAAGCUAAUUUGUUUCAGAUGUGGGGGUUAAAGUCAAAAUCAGAAUCAGAAGCCAAUGGCUCCGUUUCACCUCCUAAUAAGAAGCUCAAGACUGCAACAAAAUCCAAAAGUACCCAUAUGAAGAACAGGCCUCAACGCCCUUGCCCUUUUUAUAAAAAGAUUCCUGGAACACCCUUCACUGUUGAUGCAUUUCGUUAUGGUGGAAUUGAAGGUUUUUCUGCUUAUUUUCUUACUCAUUUUCACUAUGAUCACUAUGGUGGUUUAAGCAAAGGAUGGUCACAUGGACCUAUUUAUUGCAGUCCUCUCACUGCUCGCCUUGUUAAGAUGUGUCUCUCUGUCAAUUCUUUGUAUAUUAACUCUUUAGAACUGAAUGCCGAAUAUGUUAUUGAAGGAGUCAAAGUGAGAUUGCUAGAGGCUAAUCACUGCCCCGGUGCAGCUCUCAUUCAUUUUCGUCUCCCAGAUGGACAAUGCUAUUUGCACACUGGUGAUUUCAGGGCAUGUAAACUGAUGCAAACUUACCCUCUGCUUGUAAACCAUCGAGUUAAUGUGCUUUACUUGGAUACUACAUAUUGCAACCCAAAAUACAAGUUUCCAUCAAAAGAAGACGUAUUAAAUUAUGUUGUUAAAGUUACUAAAAACUUCCUUAGGAAACAACCCAAAACACUUGUUGUUGUUGGUGCGUAUAGCAUUGGGAAAGAAUGUGUUUUUCUUGCUAUUUCAAAGGCAUUAGGGGUUAAAAUAUAUGCAAAUGCUUCACGGAGGAGGGUUCUGCAGUCCUUUGAUUGGCAUGAGCUCUCUGGGAGUCUCUGUACACAGGGAAAUGACACACUUCUUCAUGUGCUCCCUAUAUCAGCACUGCGAUUUGAGACCCUGAAGGAUUACUUGAAGAGCUACACAAAUCAGUAUGCAGCAGUACUGGCAUUUCGGCCAACAGGUUGGACUUACUCUGAGAGUAUGGGAAACCAACUCAGUUUCAUUAAACCUAGUUCCAGAGGCAAUAUCACAAUCUAUGGGGUUCCAUAUAGUGAGCACUCAAGUUUCACAGAGCUGCGAGAGUUUGUUCAGUUCUUGAGGCCCGACAAGAUAAUUCCAACUGUCAAUGUUUGGAAUGCUGCUAAUCGAGACAAGAUGCAAUCCUAUUUCCGAGAAUGGCUUAAAGGUUAAAUUCUAGCAGAAGUUGAUAAUUUUGUGGAUCUCCCUCUCAGGGAUUGGCAAAUGUAGAACACUGUUAUUGCUCUCAGAAGUCAAAAUUCAUGAACAAAGGAA
Pistacia vera is the source of this 1571-nucleotide messenger RNA. Its product is annotated as DNA cross-link repair protein SNM1. Lineage: Eukaryota; Viridiplantae; Streptophyta; Magnoliopsida; Sapindales; Anacardiaceae. Gene Ontology annotation, molecular function: damaged DNA binding; 5'-3' DNA exonuclease activity. The transcript has 9 exons. The record is from RefSeq and is a predicted model, not a curated record. The coding region runs from base 324 to 1469 and encodes 381 amino acids. Gene Ontology annotation, biological process: double-strand break repair via nonhomologous end joining; protection from non-homologous end joining at telomere; interstrand cross-link repair.